CCCGUUUUAAAUCCCCACACCCCACACGCACAAAGAAGCACGCGAACCGAACCCACGCCCCGCCUCAUCGCGCAGCACCAGCACCAACAGAGGAGGAGAGGAGGCGGCAAAAGAUAAGAGAAAACGCAGCCGCCACCGGGAAGAAAGCGUAGCGUGGGAGGAAGGAGCGGCGGCCGGCCAGGCAAUGGGCAACAGCAUCGGCGGCCGGCGCAAGGGCGCCAAGGUGAUGCAGCUGGACGGCACCGCCUUCAGGGUGAAGCCGCCGGCGUACGCGGGCGCGGUGCUGGGCGACCACCCGGGCUUCCAGCUGCUCGAGUCGGAGCAGGUCAAGCUGCUCGGAGUCCGCGCGCGCCCGCUCGACCACGACGCGCUGCUCCGGCCUGGCCGGCUCUACUUCCUCGUGGCGCUGCCCCACCCCACCGUGCCCCCGCGCCGCGCCUGGUCCGGCGCGCUCCACGUCGGCGCGCGCGAGAGGCUCGAGUCGCUCAUGCUCACGCGCCGCUCGACCUCCGACCUCACCUUCCCGACCUCGGCCGGCGCCGGCACCGCGCCGUCCUCCCCGAUGUCCUCCGCCUCCGAGGGCGGGCCGGUCCAGCUCAGGAUGCGCCUGCCCAAGGCGCAGGUCGCCAAGCUUAUGGGCGAGAGCCGGGACGCCGCCGAGGCGGCCGCUAAGAUCAUGCAGCUCUGCGCCGCCAACGGCGCUGUCACGCCGGAGCGUAGCCCGCGGUUCCUGCCGACGGCGGACUGGGGCACCGGCGGGCUCGCGCAGACGCCAGAGCGGAGCCCUCGGUUCAUGCCGACGCCGGACUGGGGCGCCGGCGGGUUCGCGCAGACCCCAGAGCGGAGUCCCAGGUUAGCCGUAACGCCUCAGUGGGGUGCCAGGUUCAUGAUGCCGACGGCGGGGAGGGUCUCAGAGACGGCGAAGACGCCGGAUAGGUUGUCCGCAUUACCCCGCACGCCGGAGUAUGCAUCAGCGGACAAGGCCGGCCGGAAGCAGAAGCGAACACGGUUUGUGGCCUUGCCAGAUGAGAUAAUAGCAUGACUUUUCGUCUACCUCCAUGUUGUUAAUGGCGUCUUCAGAUUCGUAGUGUGUACAAGUCACUAAUGAAACGAUCAAUGGAUGCCAAGCGAGCGCACAAUGCGGCCGAUUGCAUGUCUAUCGGCAUCACAUGCGAUAAGGUUAAUGAUUUCGUUGGCAAUACCUCAGCCUCAUGGAACGUCCAAAAGCCGCAAGAAGCGUUUAUCUGGAAGACGAGGUGAUCAAGAGCGUCCCCCUUCCCAAUAGACAAGGUGAAUUUUGGGCAUGCUUUUUUCAUAAGAAAGACAUGUUUACUACUCAUUUAGCGUACACCAUGCUGAAAACUUGUCUGGACGACAAUGCCUCGAGCUCGGAUGCAAUGAAGUAGAGAAAGAAUUAGGUGAAUCUGUAGCAACCUUUGUAGGCAGCCUGACUAUUGAUGGCAUUUGUUUAUGGACUUCACAUAUGGUUCUAAGAAGUCACAUCUAUCAUGCAUCUUUGGAGCAAAUUAUGUGAUACAAACAGAAAAAUAAAAACGUUUGCGA
Messenger RNA from Hordeum vulgare subsp. vulgare (domesticated barley), 1563 nucleotides. RefSeq lists its product as uncharacterized. NCBI's taxonomy places the organism in Eukaryota, Viridiplantae, Streptophyta, Magnoliopsida, Poales, Poaceae. The transcript is spliced from 2 exons. The record is from RefSeq and is a predicted model, not a curated record. The coding region runs from base 185 to 1042 and encodes 285 amino acids.